GCCGGGCCCGGCCGGCCGGCCGGGAGAGCGGCGGGCCGGGGCCAUGCCAUGCCCGUAGGGAGAGAUGCCUUUUGGAAAUGGAGACACUGGAUCACAGCGCAAACAUGGCGUCCCCGCGGCGCGGCUGCCCCUCUCGGGCUGGUGCCUGCUCUGCUCCCUGCUGUGCGGGGGGCUGGCGGCGGCCCGAGCGCCCCCGGCCCCCGACUGCCAGCCCUGCGCCGCUGACUGUACCUGCACCGGCCCCGCCUGCCUCGUCAACUGCUCUGCCCGCGGGACGGAGCGCCCGGGGGCCGGCAUCCCCCCCGCCGCCACGGCGCUGGAUCUUUCCAAGAACAAGAUCAGUGGUUUAGACGUUCAGAUGUUCGAAAGCCUGACUUCUCUGGCAAAACUAGAUAUAAGCCACAACAAGAUUUCUACAUUAGAAGAUGGAAUAUUUGAUAAUUUAUUUAAUUUAACUGAAAUAAACUUAAGUUGGAAUCCAUUUGUUUGUGACUGCAAACUUUCCUGGUUGCCCCGUUGGGUGGAAGACAGAAAAGUGAGAGUUAUUCAGGCAUCAGACACGAGAUGUGCUCACCCUCCUGAGGUGGCAAACCUUUCCCUCUUUGAUGUCUCCUUUGUCAAUACUACUUGUGGAGCUCAAUACAUAUCGUGUCUGACAAACAAUGACACAGAGGAGACUGAGCUUGUCAUCCUUUUCACAUCUGUUCACCCUGGGAACCUCACUGAGGAGACUUGCAGUGCGCUCUGUUAUGCCAAAGACCAGGAAUAUGGAGGUUUCAGCACCCAGGGGCAGUGUUUGUGUGGUACUGCCCACAAAACAAACUCUUCCAUCGGUUGUUUGCCAUUUUGCACUGAGCAUUUGUCCGGGCAGGCCUGUGAUGGCCCAUCACUCAUCCCCUCUCCCUUCCAGGCACAGCUGUCUGUGUCUUUUAUCGGACUCCAGCCCCGGUACAGCCUACACCAGGCCGUGCUCUUCAAUGUCAGUAUUCCCAUUGCUGUCAGCACUUUACUGUGGGAAUUUGGGGACCAGACAGUUCUCAACACCACUGGAAAUACAGCUAUCCACAUGUAUGCCUUACCUGGGCAGUACAAUGUCACUGUCUCCAUCUUUGUGGGCACCAAGGUCUCAGAUGUGCAGGCAGAAAUUGAGGUGGUGGCUUCACCCCAACAGUUAGAACUACAGUGUCCUUCCUUGGUCAAGACAAAUGAGAGUCUGGACAUACGGAUCCGCAACAGAGGUGGCACUGGCCUGUCAGUGCUGUACAGUAUCACUGCAGAGGCCGGAGAGCUGGGCAGAGCAGUUCACCCCAUGUGCCCCACGGAUGGCUUGGUUUUCCUGGGCAAUAACCACUGCUAUCGGCUGGUGGUGGAGAAGGCAGAAUGGUGGGAAGCCCAGCAGCACUGCCAGGAGCACGGCAAUGGAGAGCUGGCUUUUGUGAGCAGCCCAGAGAUCCAGAGCUUCUUGGUCACUCAUGUCAUCAGGAGCCUUGAUGUCUGGAUUGGAUUCAAUGAUUUUGCAAGCACUGGAGCACAGCAAAGAGGUGAAGGAUUUAAUCUGGAGAGCUGUCAGAACUGGCUGCCAGGAGAACCCCAUCCGUCAAAUGCUGACCACUGUGUCCGGAUGGGCCCAACGGGCCAGUGUAACACAGACCUGUGCAUGGCCAAGCACAGCUACGUCUGCGAGUACAAGCCCAAAGGAGUUCUCUUAAAUGCUGAAAACUUCUUUGUGGGAGACCCUGCAUUUGACACACAUGAGGCUGUGAAGAAUGUGACAGAGGAUAAUGGGCUGUCAGCUCCAUGGCGAGCUGUGGAGGUGAUGGUGUUCCCUGAGCUGGCCUUCAGGCAUGAGGGGUAUUUGAGUGCCCUGGAGUUUGUGACACAGGAACUGCAUCAACCUGUCCAAGUGAGGUUCCAGGUGCAUAGACGGAUAGAUGAAGAAGACUACCAGGAGGGAAGAAAUGCUACAGAACUAUUCUUCGCUGCUCAGGAUGAUGGGAACUGGACAUUAGUUGAAUGUCCUCCUGGUUUCCAGUGGUGUCAUUUGACUAAUCUGUGCUCGCCACUAAACAACUGCUGCAAUGCGACCGAGUGUGCCAACAGUUCUCUUGCCAGCAGCCGUACCCCCAUUUCCCUUCAGCACAAUGAAAGCCAUCUCAGCUAUGAACUCAUCAAGGAAUUUCACUUUACAGUACCAGCUGGUCCUUCUUCCCACUAUCUGGUCACAUUUAGAAAAGAAAAUAUUUUUGUCAGGGCUGAGGAUGUCUUCAGUAUCCAGCACAACGCAGCCUUGGGGCUGCUCCUGCAGUGCCGGCCGAGUACCACAUCCCCUUACAGAACCAGCGUCUUAAGCACAGACUCUUCAGAGUUGGCACUUGGCCUGUUGGAUGGCUCCGUUGGUGUCACCUGGAGAAACAGCACUGUGUGUCACCUCCGAGUUCGCUAUGCAGAGGAGCAGCUGGUCCCGCUGAUCAGCCCCCACAACGCGGGGCUGGAGCAUCCCGGUCGCUACACGGUCAGAGCCAGCGUGGACAGCGGAGUCUUCAGCGCCAACCUGUCCUGCAGCUUCCAGGUGGCUUCCCGGGUGUCAGGCCUGCGUGUCAUCCACCCCCCUCCUCAGGGCAGCAGGGUCUACCUGCCCUCCAACCACACCACCCUGCUCGUCAAACUCUCGUCGGGGGUGAACGCGACAGCCAGCUGGCUGGGGGACAACCGCACCUUCCCCUUCGAGGGCUCCUGCCCAGCCGCUUUUGCACCGCUGACAGCUCACUGUGCCCGGGAGACCAACGACACCUGGUUCGCUGUGGUCAGCCUGAGCGGCCUCAGGGAGGGAGUAAGCACCCACGUGCUUGUUGCAGAGAACUCCGUGAGCUCCCAGAACAUCACCAUCACAGUGAAAGUGGAGGAGCCCAUCCGCGGGCUGCGGGCCACCCCUGACCCUGAGAGCAGAGUCCUGCUAAAUACACGAGUGAGCUACGUGCCUGUGAUGGAAGCUGGGUCAGAUGUGACUUUCCGAUGGACAGUAGAUGAUAAGCCAUCUUUCACUUUUUACAAUGUUGUCUUCAACGUUAUCUACCAAAGCCCAGCUGUGUACAAGCUUUCGCUCACCGCCUCCAACCACGUCAGUAACUUUACGGUCAAUUACAAUGUCACAGUGGAGAUGAGGAAUAAGAUGAAGAACCUGACUGUGUUGGGUGUCCUGCCAGUCCUCCCUCAGAACAAGACCGUGGAGCUUACAGCAAGAGUUCAGGUUGAUUCAGCUGUGGAUGCUAAGUUCCUGUGGGAUUUUGGAGAUGGCAUCCAGGAGACAUACCUGUUCAAGCCUCCCUACAACAAGUCUUUCCUUGUUCCUGAUCCCAGUGUCCAUGAGGUUGUAAUUGAGCACAAUGUUUCACACGUCUAUCAAGACCCAGGUGAAUAUGCCUUGGUGGUUCUUGUCUCAAACCAGUUUGAGAACCUCACCCACUUCACCCCAGUUCACGUCCACAGCUCUCUGAUUGAUGUGAAGGUGGAAGCAGAGGAGAAUGUUUUAGUUGUGAGCCGUCCGGUCACCUUCAGAGCCAGCCCAUUGCCGUCUCCUUACGGCGUCGUGUACACUUGGGACUUUGGGGAUGGGUCCUCACUGUUCACAGAGACCCAGCCCACAGUGACGUACAGCUACCCCAGGAGAGGGGUAUACAACAUCACCCUCACAGCAAACAAUACUAUAAGCAGUGUGAGGACAGUGGAGUGCUACCAAGUGUUUGAAGAGAUAACUGGGCUCCGUGUUUCUGCAGAUGAGGCAACAGAGCUGGGAGCAUCUGUGACCCUCAAUGCUUCAGUGCAGACUGGGGACAGCAUCACCUGGAUAUUUGACAUGGGGGACGGGACGGUGCUGAGGAGUCAGGUGCCAGUGGUAGAACAUGUGUACGUAAAGGACAUCAACUGCACCGUGAACGUGACAGCUGUCAAUCCUGUGAACUCUGUCUCCCAAACCGUGCCUGUUCGUGUCUUUGUCCUGGAAGUACUCAAAAUAGAGCCUGCUUCCUGCAUCCCUGAGCACCCAGAUGUGCAGCUCACUGCGUAUGUGACGGGGAAUCCUGAGGAGUACAUCUUUGACUGGACUUUUGGAGAUGGCUCAUCCAACAUCACAAUCAUUGGGGACCCUGUGGUGAUGCACAACUUCACCCGAAGUGGGACAUUCCCCCUCUCCCUGACUCUCUCAAGCAGGUUUAACAAGGCUCACUAUUUCACCACUGUCUGUGUGGAGCCGGAGAUAGUCAAUGUCACCCUUCUCCCUCCCAAGCAGUUUGUGAGGCUGGGUGAGGAGAGCAGCUUCCAGGUCAGCGCUGUGCCCCUCUACCAAUACCGCUACCGCUGGGAUUUCGGGAACAACGAGUCAACUAGGUCAAGUGGGACUGAAGUGACCUACACCUACAAGAACACAGGGGUCUUCCUGGUCACCGUGACUGUCUCCAACAAUGUCUCGUUCAACAAUGACACGGCGUUUGUGGAAGUCCAGGAGCCAGUUGGGGUGGCAAAGAUUGAGUAUAAUGGGACAGACGUUUUGGAGCUGAACCAGAUCUACCUGUUCUCUGCCAGCAUGAACGGAACCAAAGUGAGUUAUUGUUGGGACUUUGGGGAUGGCACUACCCAGCCUGGGCAGAUUGCUACCCACUCCUACAACAACACGGGCCAUUACACUAUUAGUGUGGUGGGCCGGAAUGAUGUCAGCUUUAAUGAGACCAUCAUCGAUGUCACCGUGAAGCGUCGGCUCCAAGGGCUGACCAUCAAUGCCAGCAGGACGGUGGUGCCAUUAAACGGUUCGGUGAGCUUCGUAGCCACACUUGUAUCUGGCAGUGCCAUCCGCUACUCGUGGAUCCUCUGUGAUCGGUGCACUCCCAUCCAAGGCUCCUCCACAAUUUCCUACACUUUCCGGUCUGUGGGCACGUUCAAUGUCAUUGUGACAGCAGAGAACAAGAUCAGCUCCUUACAGGACAGCAUCUAUGUCUACGUGCUGGAGCAGAUCGAAGGCCUGCAGGUGGCCAGCAGUGACCUGGUGGAGGACGUGUAUUUCCCAACCAACAAAACACUCCACUUGCAGGCAGUGGUGAGGGAGGGAACAAACAUCUCUUACAGCUGGGUAGCCCAGAGGGAUGGCAAUGCUGUGCAGACCUCCACUGGGAAAACCUUCUCCUUGAGCAUCCCAGAGGCUGGAAACUACACUAUCUAUCUGAAAGCCACUAAUAUGCUGGGAUGUGCAACUGCUAACAAGACACUGGAGUUUAUUGAAAGUAUUGGUAUUUUAAAGCCUUAUGCAUUCCCUAACCCAAUUGCUGUUAAUGCCUCUGUUAACAUAAGUACCACCAUAACUAGUGGCAGUGGCAUCACGUAUGUGUGGUACCUAGAGGAUGGUUUCUCUCAUGUUACCUCUGAUCCCUUUAUUAUAUACUCCUUCCAAAGCCCUGGAGUGACGGAGGUCAUCAUUCAAGCAGAAAACAAGCUGGAUUCAACCAAUGCAACAGUCUCUGUCUAUGUAGAGGAGGUCAUAGAGGGGCUGAGUAUAGGAACUGCAGAACUGGACUGCAGAUAUGUCUCAUCAGGCUCCACAGUGGUCUUUGAGGGGGAGCUGCAGAAAGGGACCGAAGUGACAUGGCUUUGGGAGGUGCCAAAUGGCACAUUGACCGGCCAGUCCGUGGCAGUCACGUUCCCCACAGCAGGGUUUUAUACAGUCUAUCUGAAUGCAUCGAACGACAUCAGCUGGGCUCUGGCCAGCAGGAAUAUCUCAGUGCUGGACAGGAUUCAAGGACUGGAGGUUCUUGCCAGCAAGAAGGUGGUGGAGCCGGGGGAACAGGUCACUUUUGUGAUCAGGAUGUUGUCAGGUACCUCUGUAAGUUACUUGGUGAGCAUCAGUGGCGACUACUCUGUGGUGCUCAACGGGUCCAAGUACACACAUGAGUUCACUGAGAGCGGUGAUUAUUUGGUGACCGUGACAGUGCAGAACCAAAUCAGCAUUGCACACGCUGAGGUGCUCAUCUCUGUCCUGGAGGCCAUCCAUGGUGUCAGGCUCCUGAACUGCUGUGAGGAGGGCAUAGCCACGGGCACGGAGAAGAGCUUCAGCGCCCAGGUGGGGAGCGGCUCCCGUGUGUCAUUCUCCUGGCAGUUCUCCCUGUGGAAAGAACGAGGUCGAUCUGUGGUCACUGCGGCGGGAGAGAGUGUUUCCUACACUCCAGAAGCUGCAGGGUUGCUUGAGAUUCACCUCAAUGCCUUCAAUGACUUGGGAGGUGUCAAUAUCACCAGAACCAUCCAGGUCCAAGACCCGAUAAUCCAAGUGUCCCUCACUGCCUCCAAUGCCUUUGUCAACAGGACAGCACUGUUUGAAGCAGCGGUGAUGCCCAGCAGCAGGACCGUUGAGUUCUUGUGGACUUUCGGGGAUGGCUCUGCUACUCAAACAACCAGGGUUGCAGUGGCCAACUAUUCUUACCUGAGCCCUGGGGAUUACUUGGUGGAGGUGAAUGCCACCAAUCUCAUCAGCUUCUUCAUAGCCCACCUCACUGUAACUGUCAAAGUCUUGGAGUGUGAGGAGCCAGAGGUGGAGUUAGCCUUGCCCCCUCAAGUAGUCAUGAAGCGGUCUCAGAGGAACUACCUGGAGGCACAGAUUGACCUCCGAGGAUGCAUCAAGUACCAGACUGAGCACCUGUGGGAGAUCUACCAAGCGUCCAGCUGCAUCAACUUGGAUGACUCCAGCAGGAUCCGUCUGCCAAACGUUGAUGUGAACAGGCCCCAGCUAGUUAUACCGAAGCUUGCCCUGGAAGUUGGGAACUAUUGCUUUGUCUUUAUUGUCUCCUUUGGAGAUACCCCACUGUCCAAAAGCAUCUUUGCCAAUGUAACUGUAAUACCGAGUAAGCUAGUGCCAAUCAUUGAUGGGGGAUCAUAUCGUGUAUGGUCCAACACUCAGGACUUGGUCUUGGAUGGGGAGAAGUCCUAUGACCCGAACUUGGAUGAUGGUGAACAGACUCCGUUGUUAUAUGACUGGUCUUGUACAUCCUCCUCCAAGCAGAGCUCGGCUGCAGGGUGCUCUCUGAAUUUCAGUGCCAAGGAAGGAAUUGUCACAAUUUCCAAAGCUGUAUUAGAAGCAGAUGUGGAGUAUACUUUCGACCUCACCGUCAGGAAGGAGGGUAUGAGUCCCGAGGCAACAAAUCAAACCGUAUUUAUCAAGAGGGGAGGAGUCCCUAUUGUGUCCCUGGAGUGUGUUUCCUGCAAGGCUCAAUCUGUCUAUGAAGUUAGCAAGAGCUCCUAUGUCUACCUGGAGGGGACUUGCCAGAACUGUCACAAUGACUCCAAACUUGGGAGAUGGGCAGCACACAGCUUUAAGAACAAAUCUCUCAUCCUGGACAAAAGAACUACCUCCACUGGCGACACGGGAAUGAACCUGGUCCUCAGGCAAGGGGCGCUGAAGGAUGGGGAGGGGUAUACUUUUACCCUUCACAUCACAGACCUGACAACAGGGGAGGAAGGAUUCGCCUCCAUCGAUCUGCUCCCCAACCAGCCACCCGUGGGAGGAUCCUGCCGGCUGUUUCCCAAGGGCCCCCUCCGGGCCCUGAUGGCAAAGGUGCACUUUGAGUGUGCAGGCUGGCGAGACACAGAGGACGCGGAGGGGCCGCUGGUGUACAUCCUUCUGGUGUCCCGCCGCAGGGACGGCCACUACCACGAGUUCUGCGUGUACAAGGGGAGCCGUGCCGAGCACAGCGCCUUCCUGCCCCCGGGCUUUCACGAGAGCGGCUUCGUGGUGUCCGUGUCGGUCCUUGUUCAGGACCAGCUGGGAGCGACCGUGGUGGCCGUUAACCGCUCCAUGGAAAUUGGCUUACCCGAGGGCUUCCCCAGCCUCUCCCACUGGCUCUACAAUCAAACUGACACCGUGCUCCAGGGCUUAGUGAAACAAGGAGACCCUCAACAGGUCAUUGAGUACUCUCUGGCCCUCAUCACCAUCUUAAAUGAGUACGAGCGCUCUGUGCUUCUGGAACCUGAGACUGCAAAUGAAUUUGAACUCCGGACCUGGACCCGCAACAACAUCACAGAGACCCUGAACUCGCUGAACGUGAACACGGUUGAUGAUAUCCAGCAGAUCUCGGCUGCCUUGGCGCAGUGCACGGUGGUGAGCAAGGAGCUGGUUUGCAAGUCCUGCCUGACAAGGACCUUGAACAAGCUGGAGACCAUGAUGACUAUUCUGCAAGGGGAAACGACUCAGGGCACUGUCACGCCGACUCGCAUUGCUGACAACAUCCUCAACAUCACAGGUGACCUAAUUCACCUUGUGAAUACGGUUUCACAAGAAGCCAAGCCCCAGGAGCUGCUUGCUGACUCCCACAAUUUGCUGCUGGCUCCCAAAGCCUACAACCUGUCUUCCAGCCUGAUGCGGAUCCUCAUGAAGUCUCGAGUGCUGAACGAAGAGCCCCUUGAGCUGGUGGGAGGAGAAAUUAAGGCCACAGGCAAACGAUCUGAUCCCUUUAACUUGCUUUGCUACGAAAACACACCAAACUGCCAGUUCUCCAUCCCCCAGGCAUUCAACACCACCCUUUCCAACCUGACAGAUGUCAUUCAAGUCAUGUUCCAGGUGGACUCCAAUCCUUUCCCUUUUGGUUACAUCAGUAACUACACCGUGUCCACAAAGGUCGCCUCCAUGGAGUUUCAGACACACAACGGGGUGCAGAUCCCCAUUGGGAGCCUGGACUCUGAGAAAGCCAUCACUGUAAUGGUGUCAAACAACACAGAUUCUGACAAUCUCUCUGCUGGCACGGAAGUCAUCGAGGCAAGAACAUCCGUGAACCUCAUUGUGACUAUGGAGAGCAACAACAGAGAAGCAGGACUGCACUUCCAGCUCACUUACAGAGUCCUGAACGAUCACUACCUUGCAAGUGAGCCUGAGCCGUUCAUCAUGGCUUAUCUCCAUCAUGAGCCAGAGCCCAAUGAGCACAACUGCAGUGCCUCUAAGAAAAUCGGCCUGGAUGCCCUGGCUGGAAGUGACCACAAGCUCUACACCUUCUUCACCUCACCCAGAACUGAUGACACCAUCCAGAAAUACUACUUCAACAUCACAAACCAUUUCAGCUGGUCCCCUGUGGAGGUGACCCUGGGGCUGUACACCUCCCUCUGCCAGUACUUCAGCGAGCAGGAGAAACGCUGGAAGACAGAAGGCAUCAUCCCACUGGAGGAGACCACGCCAGACCAGGCUGUGUGCUUAACCCAGCACCUCACGGCCUUCGGGGCCAGUCUGUUUGUCCCCCCAAACUCUGUCCAGUUCAUCUUUCCUGUUCCAGGUCCAGGUCUCAACUACAUCGUUCUGCUGACAUGUGCCGUGUGCUUUGUGACCUACUCGGUGGCAGCGCUGAUUGUGCACAAGCUGGACAUGAUUGACAUUAACCGAGUCGGGGUGAUUCCCUUCUGUGGCAAGAAUGGGAUGUACAAAUAUGAGAUCCUGGUGAAAACUGGCUGGGGCAGAGGAUCAGGUACCACGGCCCACGUGGGGAUCGCCCUCUAUGGCGUGGACAACAAAAGUGGUCACAGGCACCUGGAUGGAGAAAACGCCUUCCACCGCAACAGCCUCGACGUGUUCCAGGUCGCGACGGAGCGGAGCCUGGGCAGCAUCUGGCGCAUCCGCAUCUGGCACGACAACAAAGGACUCAGCCCCUCUUGGUACCUGCAGCAUGUCAUAGUCCGGGAUCUGCAGAGCAGCAAGAGCUACUUCUUCCUGGUGAACGACUGGCUGUCGGUGGAGAGUGAGGAGAAUGAUGGCAUGGUGGAGAAGGAAGUUUAUGCUGCCAGUGAGACGGAGCUGAGGAGCUUCUCGCGGAUCUUCCUGGCAGAGCUGCAGCGAGGUUUCUUUGAGAAGCACGUGUGGCUGUCCAUGUGGGACCGCCCGCCUCGCAGCCGCUUCACCCGUGUCCAGAGAGCCACCUGCUGCUCCCUCCUCAUCUUCCUCUUCCUCUGCGCCAACGCCGUGUGGUACGGCGUGGUGGGGAACGUCCACCUCAGCAAUGGGGCCGUUUCCAACCUGAUCCCUGUCAAUGUGGACACGGUAGCUGUUGGUCUGGUGUCCAGCGUGGUGGUUUACCCUCUCUACCUGGUCAUUUUGUUUCUCUUCAGGAUGGCUCGUAGCAAGGUCUCAAUCAGCCACACCGUGACUCACUCAGACCAGCAGUCCUUGGAGAUUGACAACUACCUGGACUCUUCAAUCCUUGAUAGCUCCUUCCCCACCUUCCCUGGGCUUCGGGCAGAGGCCUUCUCAGAGCAAACUAAACCAGGUCUGUUUUUGGAGGACUCCAAAAGCCUCAUGCAGUGGCCAUCCAGUGAGGCCCUGCUCAGCUGGCCAGACCUCCUCAGUGAUCCCUCCAUCAUGGGCAAUACCAUCCAGAAGCUGAAGAGAGGCCGGGCCAGCCGCCACCUUGGACUUGAGGCUCCAUUGUCAACUGAGGAGGACAGCUUGUCACUUGGCCUUCACCAGGGACAGCCCCGGUAUUUCUCUGCCUCAGAUGAGGAUCUGAUCCGGCAGAUCCUGGCAGAUGGAGCGAGCGGCAUCUCCCACUCCCAGGACCUUGGGCCAUACAUGAGGGCUGAAACAGAUCUGAUCUCAGGCCUGUCCAGUGUGUUCGGGGAGAAGGUGGAGACUGUCAUGAUGCAGAAGCUGAAUGACAAAGGCCAGAGCAUGGCAGCUCCUCCCAGGGAAGUGAGCAGAUCGGCCAAGUCAACCUGGACAGUUGCAGACCAAACAUUCAGGAAGCGCUUACUCCCAUCCUGGUGCUCUUACCUGGCUCAUGGGAUCAGUCUCCUCCUCUUUGCCACCUCCACAGGGGUCUCUGUGUGGAUCGGGGUGGGCUUUUCUUCCAGUGUUGCCCUUAUGUGGCUCAUCUCAGGGAUAUUCAGCUUUCUGGCAUCCUUCUUGGUCUGGGAGCCCCUGAAGGUCCUGCUGGAAGCGCUCUAUUUCUCACUGGUUGCCAAGCGCUUGCACCCAGAGGAGGACGAUACCUUGGUGGAGCAUCCGUUUGUGGAGCAUGUUUCUGAGAAGAUCAGCAAAGUUCGACCCCCACAGGGGUUUGCCCUUUUCCAGGCCAAGGAGGAGGCCAGGAAAGUCAAACUGCUACAUAGGAUGCUGAAGAAUUUCCUCAUCUACAUGAUGUUCUUGCUGGUGAUCCUGCUCACCAACUACGGAGACGCCUCCCGCAACAGCAGGGCCUUCCUUCUGCAGAGCUCCAUCAAGCAGCAGCUGGGCAGCAACGAGUUCCUCCGCAUCAAGAGGUCAGAUCAGUUCUGGGUCUGGAUGUCGCAGGUUUUCCUCCCUUACCUCUACAACAACGGCUCGGGGCAGGAGAGCCACAGCACCACGCUGGGGACGGCCCGGCUGCGGCAGCUCAGGCUGCAGGAGGUCGAGUGCCCGCGCAGCGCCCAGGACGUGCUGCAGGCCGUGGGCACGGCUGCUGGGAGGAGCUGCAGCGCCGCACGCGGCUUUGCCACCGCUGACUACGCGGCCGGCUGGGAGAGGCCGGCCAGGAACGCCACGGCUGCCUGGGCCCACUCGCCACCCGACCUGACUGGGGUCUGGUACUGGGGUUACAUCUCUUUCUAUGAUAGCAGCGGUUAUGUCCAGGAGCUGGGGACUUCGCUGGAGGAAAGCAGGGCUCAGCUCAACUUCCUUCAGCAGCACUCCUGGAUUGACAACAUGAGCCAGGCAGUCUUUGUGGAGCUGCUGCAGUACAACCCCAGCGUGGACCUGCACGCUGCCGUCACCCUGCGGCUGGAGUUCCUGGGGGCCGGACAGGCCACAGCCGCCGUCGCCGUCAGCCCCUUCCCGCUGCUGCGCCUCAGCGGGGGGGUCACGCUGCAGCUCCUCAUGAUGGUCUUCCUCAUGAUGUUUGUGGUCUACUUUGUGGUGUCUGAGUCACUGGCCAUCAAGAAGGAAGGCAGAGCCUACUUCACCUUCUGGAGCAACUAUGGCCAGUGGGUUUUCAUCCUCCUCACCACUUGCACCGUGGUGGUGCACCUCAGCCAGGCCACCCUUGCCGACCAGCAGUGGCUCAAGUACCUCAACAACCGCAAAGGUUUCACCAACUUCUACCAGGUGGCCUUUCUCAACACUGUCUUCGGCACCUUGGCUGCCUCCCUCCUCUUCCUCCUGACUGUGCAGGCUGCCCAGCAGCUGCGUUUCAUCAGGCAGUGGUCUGUGUUUGGGAAGACCUUGCAGAAGUCUGCGAAGGAGCUGACGGCUGCAGCGCUGGCGUUCGCCGUCCUCAUCCUGGCCUACGCUCAGCUCGGCUUCCUGCUCUUCUCCUCUUCCUCGGAGUCCUUCCGCAGCGUCGGCAGCAGCCUCCUGCUGCUGUUUGCCAUGCUGCGGGGCAGCGUCACCCUCCGCCCCUGCCUGCCCGAGGCCUCGGGCCUCUACUACCUGUUCUGCACCAGCUACAUUGUCCUGGAGGUGUGGAUCGUGCUGAGGCUGUUCACUGUGGUGCUUAUCUACAGCUACCGGGAGAUGCACUUUGAGCUGUACCGCCCGGCCUUCGAGCCCCAGGACUACGAGAUGGUGGAGCUCUUCAUGCGCAGGCUGAAAAUGUGGAUGGGCUUCAGCAAAGCCAAGGAGUUCCGGCACAAGGUGAGGUUCGAAGGGAUGGAGCCGCUGCCGUCCCGAGACUCCAGUGACUCCAAGUCCUUCCGGGGCCCCACUCCCAGCGCGGCCUCUGACAGCUCCAGGGCCUCCACCUCCUCCAGCCAGCUGGACGGGCUGAGCCUCGUGCUGAGCACCCGGGACAGCCUGGAAGUGGACGCUGACAUCCAGCGCCUCCUUUCCCUCUUUGAGAUGCUGCUCGCCCAGUUCGACCGGGUCAACCAGGUGACGGAGGACGUGUACCGCAUCGAGCACCAGCUGGAGGGCUCUCGCAGCCGCCGCUCGGGGAGGAGGGACGCACAGGGGGCCGAGGCUGUGCCAGGCCACUGCUGCACCGGCGGCACAGAGCAGGGGCCAUCCCCCGAAAUCAGCCCCAGCAUGGACCCGCAGCUCCUGCGGGACGCCCCGCCGUGCCCCCACGCUCCGGCUGCCUCCCUGAGCAGGGGCUCUGUGCCCACCCGGCUCCUUCGAGCCAGCAGAGGUGUCAGCGUGGCGGCUUCUGCGCCGCCCUCACACAAACCCUACACUGCUGGAGCUCCGGCGGUGAAGAAGAAACGGCCCCUCCGGGCCAAGAACAGGGUGCACCCCACUGUCAAGUAGCAGCGGCAUGCUGGGCAUUACGGGGAGCAAUGCCCGGGAAGGGCCGUGCAGAGGGUGGGCUGUGCCCACCCUGCAGACCUGGAGCCUCAGGAGCUGCCGCUUCUGAACGCUCCCACCGCGGUGGCUGUGCUGCCGGGGCGUGCGGGGCUGCUGCCCGCAGCGGGGCCUGCGUGGCCACCGUCCUCCAUGGGCCUGGCCCACUGCAGCAGCCACGCUGAUUCCCUUCGGGGGCUCCCAGCGCUGGGGCUGGGUGGAGAAGGCCGAACCCGGCCCUGGGGGCCAGCGGGGGAAGGCUGCGGGGUGCAGGCAGCACACAGAAAGCCCCCGUUCGGGGGGUGUGAAGAAGUUGUCUCUCGGGUUAAACGGCCCCAUCUGAUGGUACAAAGCUCCCUCCCCUCCCCGCUGGCUGUGCCGGAUGGAAGGGGGAGGAGAGCCCAAGGCCUUGGGGAUUUGAACCGAGUCUUGGAUUUUUUUCGACCAGACACACUGUGGAGGAAAGCUACAGGUUUGGAGAAGAUAUUUAACCUUUUUGAAGCAUAAGAUAUAUAUAUAGAUAUAGAUAAAUGCUAUCUACACCCAGAGCAGUUAAUUAUUUCCAGUAUUGGCUACUUUUUAUCCUCCAGAAAUUGGUACUAUUCUUUUGUAUUUAAAGAAACCCAAUAUUUAAAAGCAGCGCCGUGGCAAAGCAGCAGGAGCUGCCGGCCCUGCUGCCGGCCAGGCUGCGUGGGGGUCCCGGCUCGGCCCGGCCCGCGGGGCUGCUGGUGGCCCCGGCUGCGUGGGGGGUUGCCGACGUGCUGGCUUCGCUGCAGGCCCCCAGCGCUCGCCCCCCGCGGGGGGGGCUGCUGGCUGCUUGGCUUCUCUAACCCCAGGAAUGUAUUGACGUAAGUAUAUGUAUUUUUUCUCUUGGUUUACUUGUUGGUAUGUACCGCCCAGCACUUUAAACAAUGCUUUCCUCGGCUAACGAUGACACACGCGGCCUAACAAGAACGGGAUAAUAUAUCACAGAAGCAGUAUUUUUGUUGUUGAAAUCCUAAAGUGAAACGAGACGUGCUGAGGAAGCGAAGGCAGCUCCUGCCCCGGCCUCUGCCCCGUGACAGGCACAGGGGAAGCCUCAACGGAGCUUUGACAGGGUCCUCCCUGUGCCGCGGGCACCCCUGCGCGCCGUGCCGGGGCUGGAGCCUCCCCGGGGCUCUGCCUUCGCCUCCUCAGCGCCGUUUCACCUUAUGUAUAGUGUAAAUAAUUUAUACAGUCUGGUGGGUUUUUUAAAUGUAUAUAUUUUUGUAUGUUUGCUAUAUUUUCAUAGCAUCGGUAACGUGUUUGAAACGUGUAGAUAGCAGACAGAGCACUAUUGUCAGAGUUAUUUAAAGGAUGUAUUAAGUGCUUCUUCCUGGGAAUGUCCCGUGUAUAUAAGGUAUCGGGUGUCUGUGUGCAUGCGGUGCGUGUGCUCUCCUCCCAGGAGCUUUGGCCGGGCUGGCUCUGGUUAGUUGGGGGGUUCCCAGAACCUGCCCCAUACUCUGGACACGGGAGAGAGGGAAGGGAAGCCUCAGGCGGGGCUGCAGGGGAAGGCAACUGGCCUUAGGCCGCAUCUUGCCUCUGGUGCUGGUGGUCCUGGAGUGUCCUGUCCUCCCCAUGCCCUUAGCAAGACAGGCCAACACCUCCACUAACACCACUUCUUGGCGGUGUUAGACACUUGUGAAGAUUUCAUUCCGUGUCCCUUGCAUGGAGGAGGACACAGGGGUGCUCUUUGUGAUGGUGAGAGGUACCUUUGAAAAGCUCAGUCGAUGAGAAGGAUGGGUGCUGUGGGAAGGUUGCAGGAGGAUGCAGGCAGGAGAAAACAAGCGUGUCUGGAAUUCUGUGCUGUAGCUUGAAGGAUGACUUGGAGUGCAAUGGUGGUUGGUCACCAUAGAUGAUGUUAAAGGAGCAGAUGGCACAGAGGGAAGUGCAGUGCAGAGGGGAGAAAAAGAAUACUAGUAACUGAGAAUCAUUUGGAACAGGCAGGAAAGGCAGUUGGAAGAGGAGAUGACAGAAGUGGCUGGAGUUUAGGUGAGGUAGCAAGCGAUGGAGGGCUCUGACAUGGCAGCAGCAGCAGGGGCCUGGGGCAGGUGCGACCAGCACUGAGACCACAGAGCCCAGGAGCGCCAGGGCUGGGCCAGGGACUGAGCUUGGGCAGCUUUGUGCAGAGUGAGUUGUUUCACAAACAGCCCCAUCUGCUGCAGAACUCGUCUGGUUUUUCAAGCCAGAUACUUAAAACCAUUGGCCUUGGGGUUUUUUUCUUUCCUUACGGAAGCAGCACAGGUAUCAGGCUCAGCUCAGGUACGUGUCCAUGACUCUUUGUUUUGGUGCUGGUGCCUGAAAGCCUGGCCCAGAGCCCCUGAGGCAGUAAAAGCAGCAGCUGUGGCUGCACCAGGGCCACGGUUGGCAUGGCCCUGGGCACGCAGCUGCACUCACAUCCCUCUGCCCGCUGCCCCUCUGGUGUCUCCUCCCUGGGGCGAGGAAGGACGGAGUCAUAAAGCAAAGUCCUGGCCAGUGGGCCCAGCACAGGCCCUGGGUGAAUGGUGGGAGCUCAGUUCUAUACCUGUGCUUGGAGCUGAAGUGAAGGGACGGCACCAGAGAAAUGUUCAUUUGCAUAAACAGCAACUACCCACAAAGACAAAGGCCGCUACUGCUGCUGCCUAAGCACGCAGGAAUCUUUAUGGCCAGCACAGAGAUGGAAAAAGGAGAGGAACCACAGGAAAGUUCUGCCUGGCGUGUGCUGCUGGGUGGGCCGCUCACUCUGCCUCCCCUUUGGGUUCUGGCAUGGGAGAUCCAAACACAACCGCCCCUUACCUCCUGCUCUGCACCCUUGCAUCCCGUCUUGCUGCAGUGGGGUGUCCAGCGUAGGUGCAGCCACCCCUGAGGGCCUCACAGGAGCUGCCCACGAGUGAAACGAACCAAGCAGGUCUUGGAAAUCUCUGGCACAUUCAAGAGAGAAAGUUCAGUUCCCAAUCCCCAGUUGAGUUCUCAGCCCCUCCCCACCUUGCAUGUGCUCCGGAGAGAGUGUGAACAGGAGCUGAGUGCAGGAAGGAGGGACAGAGGUGAGAGUGAGUGGGCAGCAGCUGUGGAGGAGCACAGGAGAAGCGAGGGGGCUGGAGGAGCAGGGAUUCUACCCCCAUCCUUGGGGAAGGGGCAGGACUCUUGUUCCCAAGUGCCCAUUUCUUCUCAGUUGUGCUCUGCGGGUGUGUGAGUGGGACUUGAUGCGUGUGACCGACUUACCAAGUGCUUCUUCUAAUGAAAGAGGAGCAGAACAGGGAUAAGACAACUGCCCUACUUCUUCCCUUCACUUGAAGUAUGGAGAGCAGCCCUGGAACCCACAGUUGAGUCUGGAAAAGCCUCAAAGCUCGCCUCAGCGAGGGCGCUUGCAGGGGCCUGGCCCCGGGGCAGCAGCAGGGCCUGGGCCUGCAGCAGGGCCUGGGCCUGCAGUUCCAGCCGCGCCAGCGAGACACUUCCCUCGCAGCCCCAGCCCCUCACUGUUCCUGAAUGUAUAUUUCUGUGUUUGUAGUCACCGAGAGAUGGUUUCUUAUUUAUUGUCUUAAGUCUCACAAACAGUACCAAGCUGCUUAAAUAAAACCCCUUAUCCAUUAGUUUCAAAGGGAGAGGGAGGGACUAUCUAAGUGCUUUUUUCUUGAAAAAAACCAACCAACCCCAACCCCAGGUGAUUGUGACCAAUCUGCCAACUGUUACUGUCAGAUCAGCACUUCACUGCAAACAAAAAAUACCAUGUUUUGUAACUGUGGGGAUGUUUCUUAAAAAAUGACAAGGUCAAAUAAAAGCUGACUGCUA
This is a messenger RNA of Colius striatus (speckled mousebird), 17047 nucleotides long. It is a transcript of the gene PKD1, whose product is annotated as polycystin 1, transient receptor potential channel interacting. The transcript has 46 exons. Gene Ontology annotation, molecular function: protein binding. Gene Ontology annotation, cellular component: membrane. NCBI's taxonomy places the organism in Eukaryota, Metazoa, Chordata, Aves, Coliiformes, Coliidae. Gene Ontology annotation, biological process: kidney development. The record is from RefSeq and is a predicted model, not a curated record. Bases 65 to 13228 code for a protein of 4387 amino acids.